Messenger RNA from Olea europaea var. sylvestris, 528 nucleotides. RefSeq names its product probable UDP-N-acetylglucosamine--peptide N-acetylglucosaminyltransferase SEC. NCBI's taxonomy places the organism in Eukaryota, Viridiplantae, Streptophyta, Magnoliopsida, Lamiales, Oleaceae. The transcript is spliced from 4 exons. Gene Ontology annotation, molecular function: protein binding; protein N-acetylglucosaminyltransferase activity. Gene Ontology annotation, biological process: protein O-linked glycosylation. The record is from RefSeq and is a predicted model, not a curated record. The coding region runs from base 64 to 396 and encodes 110 amino acids.
UCUCUCUCUCUCUAACUUUGACCUCUGUUUUAGGUUGAUGCUCAUAGCAACCUUGGAAAUCUGAUGAAAGCUCAAGGAUUAAUGCAAGAGGCAUACAGUUGCUAUAUCGAGGCUCUCCGCAUACAACCAACUUUUGCCAUUGCAUGGUCCAAUCUUGCUGGCCUUUUCAUGGAUGCAGGUGAUCUUAACAAGGCUCUGCAGUGCUACAAGGAAGCAGUCAAGUUGAAACCUAACUUCUCAGAUGCCUAUCUGAAUUUGGGAAAUGUUUACAAGGCUUUGGGAAUGCCUCAAGAGGCCAUUGUUUGUUAUCAAUGUGCUCUGCAAUCAAGACCCGACUAUGCUAUGGCUUUUUGUGAGUAUUUUUGUCCUGCUUCUAUACUAAAUUGGCAUAUGUAAUUAUUUCACGUGCUAAAUGUAUCAAGAGGAUUUCCUUUUUCGAUAUUGGGAUUUUAGUUGCACAUAUUUAUGGUGUAGUUCUUUUUGAAAGUAAUACUUGGGGUGGUUUCUAUUUAUUGAUACCCCCCACCC